AUGAAACAGUUGAAAAGAAGCACUUACAUGAUCAGGGUCAUGAAAUUGAUUGACAUACACAGAAUUCAUUGUUUGUGCGAAUCAACCAUUUAAUUAAUUCUCUAAGAGAUAACAUCAAAAUGUGUUAGCUACUCAUAAUUAAAUAAUACGACAAUGGCUCAAUGAGAUAUAACAACAUUUAAAUUUUAAGUUUUUAAAAAACAAAGAUGGCGCUUACCUGCUCUUCUCCAACAUCGGUUUCUAAUGGAUUUUACGUGAUAGCAAAAGUGACCUACCAGAGCGGGGAUUACGUGGCUUAUUACUGUAAGAUGGGGUAUGAACUGGACGGGAAUCAGAUCAGAUGGUGUGAUGGAGCUUCAGGGGCCUGGAACGGAACGACCCCAAAAUGUACACAAGUGACAACAACCACCAUUAUCACAACAACAGCCGAGUCUACUUCUCAGAUCUCAGGUUCGUGAAUAUAUGACUGAAACAGUUGCACAAUAAAUGAAAUCAUUAUUAUAAAAUUUUGCUUGUAUU
Saccostrea cuccullata (small rock oyster) is the source of this 519-nucleotide messenger RNA. RefSeq names its product protein lev-9-like. The transcript has a single exon. The record is from RefSeq and is a predicted model, not a curated record. NCBI's taxonomy places the organism in Eukaryota, Metazoa, Mollusca, Bivalvia, Ostreida, Ostreidae. The coding region runs from base 207 to 458 and encodes 83 amino acids.